Phyllopteryx taeniolatus (common seadragon) is the source of this 5012-nucleotide messenger RNA. It is a transcript of the gene tmem86a, whose product is annotated as transmembrane protein 86A. The transcript has 3 exons. The record is from RefSeq and is a predicted model, not a curated record. Bases 474 to 1265 code for a protein of 263 amino acids. Gene Ontology annotation, cellular component: membrane. NCBI's taxonomy places the organism in Eukaryota, Metazoa, Chordata, Actinopteri, Syngnathiformes, Syngnathidae.
CAGACAGGGCAGCGAGUCUGGGGGAAAAAAAGGUGGCUUAGAUGGCCAUUGUGAAGGGGGCUAUCGUCUCUCAACCCUCCCCCAUGUCACUUGACCAUUGCUAAAUCCUUCAGAGCGUCCCUUCUCCGUGCAUGCUCUCUUCUGCUCCACUUAUUCUUUUAUGAACGGUGCAGGCAAAGUGUCACUUUUGCUUUGUCACAAAAUGCUCCCACUGAAUGGUUUUGGAGUGCGGAAAAUGGACGGACGGACAUCAAGUCGCUGGUCUUGCGACAUCCCCUCGUAGCGGCCGUUUUCCUUCUGCUCUUUGGGCCCCUUCUCCCCACGCAUCUCAUCUUUCUCCACUUUCACACUGAAAUCAACAACCUUUAUCGGCGCGGACCACCCAUCGUUUUCUGCCGUGGGAUGUUCAAUUCUCAUGUCGGAUCGAGAAGUGUUCGGAAACAGGCCUUUGUUUUUUUUGGGUGUAUAACACAAUGUGCUCGAGGCUCACGCGUUGGAACAGAAACAAGCAAGACUGUUUACACAGUCAGGAGUAUUCAAGGACACAAGACUCAAGUGUCGAAGAGGAGGAGGUCAAGAGCGAAGGCCCCAAGCUGGUGCCAUUCUUCAAGGCAACCUGUGUUUACUUCGUCCUCUGGCUGCCAACCUCAAGUCCAUCCUGGUUUAGCGCACUUAUCAAAUGUUUGCCCAUCUUCUGCCUCUGGGUCUUUCUGCUGGCACAUGGCUUCAGCUUCUUGGGGGCUCACUCCAGUGCCCGCAAGAUCCUCGCCGGCCUCAUCUUUUCCGCUCUGGGUGACGCUUUCCUCAUUUGGCAGGAGCAAGGCUACUUCGUCCACGGUCUUCUGAUGUUUGCCAUCACUCACAUCCUCUACUCAUCCGCCUUUGGAAUGAAGCCCGUCAAUGCGCGCGCAGGCCUGCUGAUCACUGCUGUGUCCAGUGUGAGCUACAUACUGCUCUACCCUUACCUGUCAGGCCCCUUUACCUACCUGGUGGCCGUCUACAUCGCUCUGAUCGGUUUCAUGGGCUGGAGGGCCGUCGCGGGCCUGCAGCUGGCCAAUGACCUUUGGACCUGGACCAAGCUGUCAGCCUGCCUGGGCGCCGUGCUGUUCAUGGUCUCUGACCUCACUAUAGCGGUCAACAAGUUCUGUUUCCCUGUGCCCCACUCGCGGGCUAUCAUCAUGGCAACCUACUACGCCGCCCAGAUGCUGAUCGCUCUGUCAGCCGUGGAAUGCCAGGAUGCGGAGGUCGCGCGCAAGAGGAUAUGAGGGGCCUCUCUGUCUCUUGUGACGACAAGCUGCCGGUAGCUGCUCCCCGGGCGGUCGUGGACACAUUUCACUACCGCAUCCCCAAGCCUCAGCCCUCGCCUCCGUUGUCGCCAUGGCGACUGGACCGCCACAGUCUCCCACCUCUCCCUCACUAUGAUGCUGUGGUUGUAUUAUCUCCAGUGCUACCUGCCUCUUCUGGAAUGUGCACGGUAUUGCUCAUCUGCCCGACAAAGUAUUGCUUUGGUUUCUUUUCGUUUAAGGAGAACGUGUCAUUAGAGACAUUUGAGGAACGUCUUAGGGGGCUGGGGUUCUGGAUAUAUGUCUUUUUUUGUUGUAGUCCUAACCCUCACCUGUCCCUUAGCAAUACAUCACCUCCUGACUCAAGACACUUAGAAAUCACCCUAACUUGGUCCAUAAUUGCAAAUCAAUGUUUGUGACUUUAUUUAUUUGUAUUUUUGGGGGGGAACUGUCUAAGAAGGUAAUGUGUAGCUUUUGUCACAUCACAACCAGGUCACGAUGAUCCUCAAAAGUUGAAUCAAAGGCAACUGGAUGCCAAGAAGUCAAGUCGCCUUCAAUUUAACAUUUGUGGUGAAGCUUUAGUUGUCUCUCAAAAGGGAUUUCCUACCGACUUGCUCGUAUUUAACUCGACGCCUUUUCUUGUUCUGUCUUCCCCUGUAUCGAGGGUGCUAUUUAAAACAAAAACAAUGAUAGUGUGAUGAGCAAUUGUAUGAGCUGCAAACUCUUCCAUUCCACUCACAAAUAACCACGACGCUGUUGUUUGGUCUGCUUUUCGACAAGCUCAGCGACACAGCCAGUCUCAUUGUCGUAGGAUUCACAAUCGCCGUUGUGCGGAGUUGAGUCGGUAUGUGGGGCAGGUAAAGUUCAUUGGUCACUCGCAUGGGAAUGCUUUUCGCCGGCAUUGGGAGGAACUGCUGACCUGUCUAGGGCAAAGUCCAGCUCUGUGCCAAUUUCAUCUGAGAUUCACUUCAGCUCUCCUUAGACCCGUAUGAAAAAGGCAGGAAGUAGUGGAUGGGUUCAAACCCCGGCUGCAAAGGUCGCCGGUGCACAUUAUGAGAGAAAAGUGAUUUGAUUUCACAUUGACUGAAUUGUUAUUGAAAUGUGUGUUGUCCCAUAUUUGGGCAGCCGGCCUGUCGCGCGAGGAAAGUCUUUCCGAACCCGUGUAGGUUGUACGAACAAAUGCAAGCAAUGCCGAAACCUAUUUCACAAAACGAAGGCCAAGGUAGAUGAAAUAUUCUUUUCAAUUCAAAAAACCCAACAAAAUCCUAAUGGCAUCGCCUGCCGUUUCCUAAUGUCUUCUGUCAUGCCCGCCCGUGCACCAAGGAACAAAGUGAUGGGCUUACAAAUUGAAGUCGCUGCGCGCUUGACUUUGGCUUUCUUUUGUUAACAGUCCAGCCUUGGCAGAGCUCGGCGCUCCACCGUCUUGACAUGCAUCCAUCAUUUUUUGGGCUGUUCGAAUGAAGUGUCAACUAUCUUAGAACAUCGCAACUUUCUUCAGCUGUCCACACACACACACAAACAUACACUAUAUACGUCUUUGCGUGUGUGUGUGUCUGUGAAUUGCCAAGUUGUGGAUGUCAGAGUGAAAAUCUACUGUAUGUACACUUGAACCGGCUUAAGGCCAGAGUUUGAUCUCUCUCUGCGCUGGCAUAAUGUCUCCUGUACAGCAGAUCCCCAAAAGUCUCCAUCCAGCUGCUUGUUUUUGUGAUGUAGAAGAUGAGUCAGCCUUGUGACCUACAGUAGAAGCAGCAUAUUUUGGGCUCGAAUUACAAAUUGUAUCCCUUCGGGGCCUUUCGACCGUAGAGGUUCCACUUGAUUUCGAUUUUUGGAAUUGACGAUGACGAUUAAUACCACUCAAAGGAGAAUCGCUGUACAUUACAAAUGUACUCUUGCAGUUAGCUGCGAGUCUCAUUCAGAGGUCACGUUUAGUUCUUUUGAUAAGGGAAUUGAUACAUACAAAACAAACGGCAAUGGGAAAGAAUCCAACCCGGAUGAGGGCUUUCCGCAUGUGGGCGAGGAACCUUCACCCACACACUGUUGUGUUUCCAUUCCACCAGAACGAAACUGCAGACAGAGCACAGCGAUGACUUGGACUUCUGCAAUUUACUGACAGCAAGAGUAGUGCAAAUAAGCCAAGACGAUAUUUGUGGCUGCCGUUCGGCCGGACGGUUCCUCAAUCCGCUUUUGACACGUCAGCACGGCCGUCGGCGUAUUCGCGCUGUCGGUCGGUUGCGCGUGUCUAUUUUUUGACGUGUCCACCGAGCGUCGCGGCUUCGUCCCGCUCGGGACUCUCCCUCAUCCGUGCUUCUGUCUCCUUGUUUUGUCUUGAGCAUCAGGUCGAACCAUAUCGGGACUAGAAAGACUUGAGUCAAGCGCUUUUGCUAAUCUGUGGGCAAUUUAUGUAAGCAGCCCUUUUGCCCUCUGCCGAAUAAAGGCAUGAGGAUUUGUCCCCUUCUGCAAUACAUAAGACAAGAUGAACUAUUUCUACAGUUCUUUUUGUGCGGCAACCGCCACUCUAGAAGGCGGUGCGUGCUGAAAAUCCUAAAGCUGCGAGGUAUCAUUCCUAUCAAACCGCUGCUUGUAUUCCACUCCCGACGCAAUGGACGGCAGCGAGCCACUCCGGUUACGUUUGGCUGUGCUGCUGGCGUCUUUCGGAAGCUGGUGUUGACGGAGAAUGUCGCCGGAUUGAAAUGAGAUGAAACCCUCCCCGCCUGCCCGUCAGCAGGUCAGACGGACACGAAGGCCACUUCGGCCGCUUCGCCUCGGCCUGUCGAUCGUCCCGAAAAAGAAAGAAAAAAAAAAAAAACAAAAAAACCUGUGAGAGCUGUAGGAGGCCUUUCGGGUCGUCCAGAACCGGUAGCUAGUGUACUACGGGGGUCCAGAUUUUCACUUGCACUUUGCCGUUACUCUCCUGACUUGCUCUCUUGACCUGCGCAUGACAACGUAGGCUGAAAUGAAUCCACAAUGUCAACAACGCUCAUCUCCAUGAAUCAAGUUCAGAUCUUGUGUGCGUGCGCGCGUGUUUCACGUUAAGACUGACAAACUUACAAUAUCCCGAUGAAGGUAAAACAGAACCGUCGACGCUGGCCGAGUUUGUUUGUUGAAUACUUUUACCUGGAGAUGAAAGAGUAAAGAUGUGUUCAGAAAGUUGAGUUUUUUGACAUUGUUAUUUUGUUUACAUUUUGACAAAUCUAUAACAACGUUUGGCACUGAAUGCAUAUCCAACGUUUCAUUGUCGGAGUAGUUUUGCCGGAACUACGAGAAUCAUUUUAGAACGAUUCGCUCAAAACAAUGCCAUCAAUGUCGCGCAACUCUUCAACUGAAUCUUUUAUAUGCUGCUACGAUAUGACGUGAGGGCUGCGAUGAAAAGACGAAGAAUAUUUGAAAGAUGCAACAAAGCAACGUGGAAGUCGGACUUUUAGUUCACAGCACGUAUCGUUCGGGAGGUAUUUCAAACUUGUCAGUGUUUUUUUGGGGGGGGAAUCAUGAUUAUGAAAUCAAAAAAAGAAAGCAUGCUUUUCCCCCCUUCGGAUGGCCGCGUAUAAUUUAACUUGAUUUAAUGGCAAAAAUGUGUGCCUGUAUUUCUAUGCUAUGAUACUGUAUUUUUCACUUGUGAUUUCUUGUUUCUUUCAAGACUGUAUAGACCAAAUAGUUCCUUUGCUGUAGUGAAACUGCUAUGAAUGUGAAUGUGAAAUGUGUAGUGGAGAAAUAAACGCAAUGGCAAUGCAA